Molecule: messenger RNA, 2166 nt
Organism: Amoebophrya sp. A120
Lineage: Eukaryota; Dinophyceae; Syndiniales; Amoebophryaceae
Source: the annotation of a GenBank genome assembly
CCAAACGACGAACCGCGAAGCAAACGGUAAUGGGCUACAACUGCACGUGCAGCGCCAAGGAAACCAGGAAGAGCAGUGCCCUCCCUGCUUGUGCGAGAAGCAGAAACUAGAUGCCCGGAUUCAGAGAGACCUGAUUACAGCGACGUCUCAAGCAAUGUCGCAACACCAGCAGAGCAACGGACGGUAGAAAUUUGCAGCAGGAGCGUCGUGUAGAAUUCUUCUCUUGUUUUUUCCGAUUUGACAUGUCGAGCUUCUUCAACUUCUAUCUUUGGUUUCAUGUAUCUCGACGGUGCUGUGACCAUCAGGAUCGGAAGAAGCCCAAGGGUUCUUGAGUUGUCCUGAAGUGGUUUGCCAGGGAUUUUGGGUUAAAAUUGCAAUGGUGUUCCUCCUCCUUCAGUCGGUUACAAGAACACGUUGCGCGGUGUUGCAACACCCAGGUUUUUUCGUGUAAAAAGAAGUAGUGGUCCCAGACGCGGAAGGGUCGAUAUGUCAUUGUAUGCUCAAGCCGCACGGAGAUUGAAAGAAGCUUCUUCUUGUCGUGGAGGAAAAAGCCACGGGUUGACGUGAUUUCUAGUACUUGUGAAAGAUGACCUCCUGGUUGCAAACUCCAUGUAUCAUUGCACUACAACGUCGUGCGAGAGCAUGCUGUGCCGCGAGUAACAUUCGAGUUGCAAGUUAUUUCACCUGGAAGUCUAAGUCUACAAACACAAAGUCAAAGUCUUUUAGAGGAAAUUAGCUUCUUACUUGAAGACUCUAGUACGAGUACGCUUUUGUGCCGAGCGAAGUUUUCUAAAAACAGACGCAGCACCUCACCUGCCAACCCCUUUUACCGGAGGAGAAAAAACCAUGCCCGACACAGCAUCCUCAGGAAUGAACAAGUCUGCGGUAGCGCUGCAAGGCGCAACUGCGACGAGCUCUAGCUCGUCGAGUUCUGCGCUGAAAAAAUUUGAGCGGCCGGGGCUGAUGGUUGACGAGAUAGAGGAGAUGAAGGAAGCUUUUGACCUGUUCGACCUAGACGGUUCGGGGCGGGUGGCGCCGAAGGAUCUGUGUCAGGCAAUCCAGAAUCUUGGGUAACUACGGAUAUGGAACCCAAAACUACAAAACGCUGCAUCGAUUAGAGCGCAGUGUAAUAAGAUGCGUAACGAGUAUUUUGUUCAUCGAUAUCGUUCGCCUCUUGCUCAUCUAGUUUUUGCAAAAGAAAUUCGCUGCAUUUAUGAUAUUCUCCAACUCCACUAGGCUCGAGCACAAGAAUACGGUGGUGCAACAGAUAUUGAAAGACUUGGAGAAGUGCUCGCAUACCAUCGAGUUUCAAGACUUUCUCGACCUCUUUUCCGCAAAAAUGGGCGAACGGGACACCCGAGAGGACAUUGCAAAGGUUUCUCAACUUGUCUUAUUGUCACGUUCUAACUAACAAGUAACAGGACCACAGAAUAAAUCAAAGCCUUGGAGGACGGUUAUGGAUUGUCUGUGUCGCGUAGAGGUUGUGACUUGGCAGAUCGAAGCACAAAUGGUUGAAGCAUACUCUUCGAUCGAGCCGAGAGAACACCAAAGAACUUCCCGACUCUACCUGCCUUUUUCAUCAGGUUUUCCGUCUCUUUGACGACGAUCAUACGGGAUAUCUGACGGUCAAGAACCUGGCCCGCGUCGCGAAGGAGCUCGGGGAAGCGCUCACGGAGAACGAACUGAAUGAAAUGGUUUUGCGGGCGGACAGUAGUCACUCAGGAAAAGUUAUCGUGUGAGAUCAAAGCUGUAUCAGUAGCCAAAACCGGUUGCAUAAGUAUCGAUAUCUAUUCAGAACGACGAGGAAUUUUCUCAGCAAAAAUGCAAGCCAAGAGAUCUUCAUGCCUGCGACGAGUCAGCAGCAAUGGAAAACAAGUACACGUGUAUAUAAGAAAAGCUGGCUCUGGUGGCAAAAGUUGCGACUGAUACACCCUUCUCCCACGAUAAUGCUGAGCCUGGACGAUUUCUACUCGCUGAUGGUGCAUCGAAGUUUUCCAUGAAAAUUUGACUUUUUGAUGCUGUUCGCAUUCUUUCUGAAUCUCCUCGCGCAGCACGUCACUCACAUGAUUGCAAAAUAGAACAAACUUCUACAGAACUCAGAUGGACGAGGACUCCUUCAUGAACUACAAGCCGCGGAAGUCUCUUCAUCGUGGGGACUUGUCUAGC